Molecule: messenger RNA, 3264 nt
Organism: Hydra vulgaris (swiftwater hydra)
Lineage: Eukaryota; Metazoa; Cnidaria; Hydrozoa; Anthoathecata; Hydridae
Source: RefSeq, a predicted model, not a curated record
ACACUCGUAUGAGGAGUUUUAUCAAUGAGCGCAAAAAAAUUUGAAUGCCCAGCCAAAGUUACUUUGAAGGAAAUUAUAUACUUCAAGGAUUAAAUGAUAACUUUAAAGUGGUUCACUAAGGUGAAAUAUUGAUAUUGAUUGAAUAUGAUAAUAAAGUAGAUAAAAUGAAACCUUUAAAGAGAAAGAUUGGCUAUGAAGAUGACUUCAUAAUAAAAAAAAAUAAUGAAUUAGGAAAUAAAGAGAAUAUAAAAUAUUCUGAAAACAAUAUUGAUCAACCAAAAAAUAAUGAAAUAUGUUUACCAAAGCUAUUUAACUUGCCAAGUUCUACUUCGUAUAUGACAAAAAAUGAUGACAAUAUGGCAAAUAAUGGUGACAAUAUGACUAAAAAUGUUUUAGAAACCAGUAAUUAUAAAACAUAUUGUGAUUUAUCUGUUUUGAAUGAUUUGCGCAAUGAAGAGUGCAACCUUGUAGAUGCCAAAAAUAAAUUCGGUUCUGUUUCUGAUGAUGUUGACAAGUUACAGACUGAUAUUAAUUUAGUGUCUGAUGAUGAUGAAAACUCAUUGUCUAAUGAUAAUAAAAUGUCAGUAUUUAGUAAUAAUGUAAAGUCAUUAUAUUAUCAUAACAAAUAUGGUAUUUAUGAUGAGGAAUCACUCGAAUCUGAUAAAUCUUCUUAUUCAAGAGAAGAAAGCGAAGGAAGUAUGACUAGGAAACCAUCAUUGCUUUCGGAGGACUUAUCAGAAACAACUCACAGUUAUGAGAAUGAAACAAAAGAAGCAAAAAUAAAAUAUUUAAGAGAAAUUCCCAAGUUAAUUCAAAAAGUAAAUUUGAAUGGUGAAGAGUCAAUUGGAGGUGAGGCAACAGAAUUGCCAACUUUGCCAGGUUUAUAUAUAAAGUCACAUGGUUAUGUACCACUGCCACUAUGUGGUGAAAAUGCAGAUAGUCUCAUCAGAGUUUUUAAACAAGCACCUUAUGGACUAAAACAUCAAACACUUGUUGACACUAGUGUGAGAGAUACGUAUCAAAUUAAUCCAGACGAAUUUGAGAUCAAAAAUCCUCAAUGGAAUAGCAGUUUAAGUAAGUUAGUAGAGCGAGUUGCUAUUGGAUUGGGUUGCACAAGUAGAGUAGAAGCAAAGCUGUACAAAUUACUUUUGUACAAAGAGGGCGGUCAUUUUAAGAGGCAUAGAGAUACAGAGAAAGAGAAGCAAAUGUUCGGAACACUUGUUCUGCAAUUACCUAGCAUUCACGAAGGGGGUGAGCUUGUUGUUUAUCAUAAAAGUGAAUCGACUUUGUAUGAUUUUGGUCAAAUGACAAAACGAGCACCGUACCAUCCCCAGUUUGUUGCCCAUUAUGCGGACGUGGAACAUGAAAUUUUACCAGUUAAAAGUGGUUAUCGUUUAGCAUUAAUUUACUCACUUUGCUGGAUUGAUGGUAAUGGUGAUCAUGACCUUAAAGACCUAGAAGAAGUUUUAGAAAAGCUAUCAUGCUGCUUCAUGUUUUUUAGUGAUUCAGAUGAUUGUAAUGCAAUUAAGUUAAACCAUAAGUACACAACUUCUUCACUGAAGACUAGUGGUGUUAAAGCAUUAAAAGGUAUCGAUAAUUUUCGGUUCAAUCUUCUAAAAAAUGCAAACAGCAGACUUUCAUCAGACAAAAAAAUGAGUUUUUUCAUUGCACGUGCAAAUUUAGUUAUUAAAUCAUAUGAUACAACUGUUGAUUGGGAAGAAUAUGAACGUAUAAGUGAAAUUGACAAAUGGUACAGCGUUUGUGGGCAUGUGUAUGAAUUCAGUGACAUUUCAAUAAAUAUAUUCACACAUGUUAUUGAUCCUGAUAGCAAAUCAAGAAAACCGUUUGCUAAACUUGAAGACGAAAGUAAGUGGGCUGAAUCUGAUUUUGAAGAAGAAAUAGAGUAUACUGGAAAUGAGGGCACCCAAAAGACCACUACUUAUCAUAAAUAUUUGUUAGUUUUCUUACCAAAGAAAUUUGAGAUCACCACAUUUUUUAAAAUAAAAAUGGACUUUGCAGUCAGUAUACUUUAUAACGAGCAUUAUUUAGAAGAAAACCCUGAUUGUUUGACUAUCUUGAGUAUUUUGGUAAACAAAUUUACUGAAAACAAUUCAGACCACAUCAACUACUCAAACAUUACUCCAUUAAACCAUUACUCAGACCACCAUUACUCAGACCAUCAUUUAAAUAAUGAUCUUAGUCAUACUUCUAUACAAAGUAUUAUUGAAAUGUGUUGUAAAUUAAAAACAUUUGAUAAUCUAAAUUUAUUCUUGACCUGCAAACAGUCUAAAUUUUUAAAGAAAUUAUCGUUUGACAAUAUAAAACUCAUCAUAAAAUCAUUUUCUUGGUGUUUAAUACAAGAAACUCUAAAAGAGGCUCUGGUCCCUGUAACUUUUCAAAAUUUAGAGAACAAUUGUAAUCUUGUCCAGACUCUAUUUGAAAACAAAGAAGAAAAAAACGCAGUAGAGUGUUUUAUGUUCUGUGUAGCUCCUAUUUUGGACAUAGCUAAAGAAUUUACUAAUCAAGUACAACCAAAUACAAACAGACUUGAAGAAGAUUUAAAGAAAAAAAAAAAAGCAUUGUUUAAAUUAGCAACAACCAUUUUAAAGCUGAAUCAAGUCAUUGAUACAAGCGAGUUGACAAAAAAGUUCUGUGCAUUUAUGAAGUUAGUAGAUCAAAGGUUGUUGCAAAAAGUGUUGAAGCUUUUUAUUAAAAUGGAGUUGUUCAAAAACUCUAGUCAUGUCAUUGAUCUUUUUGUUUUUUGUUCUGAAUACCUUGCUGCAAAGUUAAAAGAAACUCCAAAAUUUAGUUGGUCAAUGCCAGGUUCAAUCCGAGGCUAUCCGCAAAUUGACCGUUUUUUUCGAAGUGAACUUCAAAAUUUCAAAUACACUGGUGUAUUUUCUGGAAUUCGAGAUGCUCGUAAGUUUGCCAAAGAAGGUCAAAACCAGUCUUUAGGCUCUUCAAGAUUCGUUUGUGGAACGGACUUCUCAGCAACUUUUGAACCUAACGGGAUCGGUAAAAAUGCAUACGUGCUGAUUACAAAAACAAAAUUUUAUUUUGAAUCAAUUUUAGCCGAGUACGCUAAUUACCGUAAGCUACAUAAUGACAUAAAUUGCUAUAUUAAGUCCAGUGAAGAUCGUUGUGUUAACUUUGAUAACUAAAUAUGUCUUUGAACAAUCUUUGUAUAUACUUGUAUGUUAGUUAAUCUUUGGUUAUUAUCUUCGAUUUAUUUUCAAUAAUAUUUUUGAUAAAUAAUGCUGAUAA